Molecule: messenger RNA, 1119 nt
Organism: Camelina sativa (false flax)
Lineage: Eukaryota; Viridiplantae; Streptophyta; Magnoliopsida; Brassicales; Brassicaceae
Source: RefSeq, a predicted model, not a curated record
AUGGCUUCCUCAUACCCGUUCCCAAACAAUGUCCAUGUCUCGAGUUCUGUCACUCUUAAACUCAACGACAGCAACUAUUUGUUGUGGAAGACUCAAUUUGAGUCUCUCCAAUCGAGCCACAAGCUCAUAGGGUUUGUCAAUGGAGCUGUUUCUCCUCCAACUAAGACACGUCAAUUUGUCCAAGACGGUGUCUCCAGUGAAAUCACCAACUCGCAGUAUGAAUCUUGGUUCUGUACCGAUCAGCUUGUCAUGCCGUGGCUGUUUGGAACUCUUUCUAAAGAAGUGUUAGGUCAUGUUCACAGCCUCACCACGGCUCGUGAGAUUUGGCUCGCUCUCGCAGAGAACUUCACCAAGAGCAAUAAUGCCAGAGAGUUCUCUCUCCGACGCAGUCUUCAACUUCUGUCAAAGAAGGAAAAGUCUCUUUCUACCUACUGUCGUGAAUUCAAAUCCAUCUGUGACUCUCUUAGCUCCAUCUGCAAACCAGUUGACGAAUCCAUGAAGAUUUUCGGCUUCUUGAAUGGUUUAGGCCGAGAAUAUGAUCCUAUAGCAACUGUCAUUCAUAGCUCCUUGAGCAAGGUCUCACCUCCUACGUUUAACGAUAUUGUGUCAGAAGUCCAAGGAUUUGAUAGCAAACUCCAGUCAUAUGAUGAUUCAUCCUUGUUCCAACCCAGUCAGAGAGGUCGUGGUGGUCGAUUUGGCCAAAACAGAGGUAGAGGAGGCUACACUACUCGCGGCAGAGGCUUCUCCCAGCACCAGUCUGUCUCUCCGUCUCAAGGACAGCGACCAAUCUGUCAAAUUUGUGGCCGUAUUGGUCACACGGCCAUCAAAUGCUACAAUCGUUUUGAUAACAACUAUCAUACUGAAGUUCCCACUCCAGCGUUUGCCUCUCUUCAAGUUUCUGAUGACAGUGGUCGAGAAUGGCAUCCGGACUCUGCUGCUACGGCUCACAUAACUUCCUCGACGUCUGGUCUGCAGGAGGCAAAAGCUUACGAAGGGACUGAUGCAGUGAUGGUUGGCGAUGGAGCCUAUCUUCCCAUCACACACGUUGGAUCCACCACCAUUUCCUCUGCUAUAGGGGAACAAUUCCUUUACAUGAAGUUCUCGUAUGUCCUGAUAUGA